This is a messenger RNA of Prunus dulcis (almond), 1952 nucleotides long. RefSeq names its product protein ANTI-SILENCING 1. The record is from RefSeq and is a predicted model, not a curated record. Lineage: Eukaryota; Viridiplantae; Streptophyta; Magnoliopsida; Rosales; Rosaceae. Bases 168 to 1664 code for a protein of 498 amino acids. The transcript has 13 exons. Gene Ontology annotation, molecular function: chromatin binding; RNA binding.
CUCUCUCUCUCUCUCUCUCUCUCUCUGUGGAACUUUCUUUCUUUCUUUACUCAAAACCAACACACUGGAACCCCUGACUGCAAGCAAAAUCGAAAAUGGCGUUUCUCUCGUUUCGUUGAUUAUCAAUAUUUGAGGUUCUCAAAGACUAUUGGAUGGGCUAAGAAACAAUGGUAGGGUUGGAAGAGACAAAUAUGGAAGAUGAUUAUUUUAACUGGGGUAAGAAAGGUGGAGUUGGGGAAGUGGAACGUGUCCAGUUCUACGAGUCAUUCACUUUGGAAGGCAUGGAAUACUCGCUGUAUGAUUGUGUACAUCUUUACAGAAGUGGUUGUUGUGAGACUGAUGUCGGUAAGCUUGUGGAAAUAUAUGACACAGAGGACCAUGAAAAGAAGAUAAAGGUCGUGUGGUUUUUUCGUCCUUCGGAUAUACAUAACUUUUUGGGUGAUUGGAAACCACGCCGGAACGAGAUACUUUUAGCUUCUGGUGUGGGUCAAGGCCUCUCCAAUGUCAAUCCUCUGGAAGCAAUAGUUCAAAAAUGCAAUGUUGUCUGCACAUCAAAGGAUGUGAGGAAUCCUCAGUCAUCUGAAGAAGAGUUGAGAAUGGCUAGUUACAUUUUCUCUCAUAAUUUUGAUGUAGGAAAGCGCCAAAUAUUGGAGAACUUUCCGGAUGAAAUAAGUGGAAUUAAAGUGGAGUGCUUUUUUAACAAGAGAAACAAUCAACAGCUCUUCAGGCUCCCCAAGUUCCUGACAAAUUUGACAGACCCAGCUGGACCAUCAAAUGUGCCUUCCAAGUUAGAAUUGGACGAAGCGAAGGCCUCUCCAGUUAAAAAUAAAUCGAAAGAGUCAAUGGUUGGUACUGGGGAGCAAGGAUGUGCUUCAAAUGAGAUGUUAAGACUUAAACUUGCUCUUGAUGGAAAUGGAACUCAGUCUGCUAGAAUAUCACACGGUCAAGAUAAAGAAAGACACAAAGUUAGAUUUGUUGAUCAACCACAUAUAAGUGCAUCAGAUUGUGUAGCUUUCACUAAGGGUGAUACUUCUAGAAAGAAGCCAGAUGGUGUAGCUUUCACUAGGGGGGAUGCUUCUAGAAAGAAGCCAUAUAUUGAUAAAAGAAGUUGGUUCAAGCAACCAUCUUGGGAGGAAAAACUGCAGAGAGCUCAAGAUGCAGGCCAUUUGGUUUUACUAGACAAUCUGGAUCCAUCCUAUGCAUCAUCAGAAGUAGAGGCUCUAGUUUGGAAAGCAUUUCGCGAAAAGGUUGAGGCAAAAAUGAUACAAUACAGUACUUUUUCUACUCCGCAAUAUGGCAAGGCUUUUGUUAUAUUCAAGUCAAAGAUUACUGCUGACCGUGUAAUAUCUGAAUUAAACGAGAGAUGCCUGGUUUCGGAAAAUUGGAGACCUGUCAUAGGUAUCAGAAGAAGUCUAAAAGGGCCAGACAAAACAGCCAGAUUUGUUGGACAUCUGAGCAUUGCCAAAAUCAGGCUUCAAAGUCAACGUGAAGAGAUGAGAAAGGCAGUAUCAACAUCACACUGUUCCCAACCUAAUACAAUUGAGUACGAUAUGGCUCUGGAAUGGUGUUUACAACAGGAAAAGUCAGAUGCAUGCUGGAAGAAUUUAUAUGAGAAACAAAUGAAGGAGAUUAGAGAAGCUAGGAAAGCUAUAACUAAUUUGUAAUUAGCUAGGCGUUGCAUUUCAUUGAUACAUAUGGAGAAAAUUGUGUUUUUGUGGAUUACAGUAGAUUCAGACAAGGGGUGCCCCAAAAUUGGACAGCUUAAAGGGUCCUGCCCACAUAGAAUUUUUUUGUAAUUUCCUGACAACGUACACUUGAGGUCUCUGUAAAUCUGUCAGCCAUCUGAUCAUACCUAAUUUUUGUAGUCUUUGAAGGAUAUGUUAGUAUCAAAUUCAUGUGAUAUGGUUCACUUGUGCAACAACUUUGUUCACUAUGCCAAUUUUGCAUUGUCA